This is a messenger RNA of Penicillium cataractarum, 915 nucleotides long. RefSeq lists its product as uncharacterized. The transcript is spliced from 2 exons. The record is from RefSeq and is a predicted model, not a curated record. Lineage: Eukaryota; Fungi; Ascomycota; Eurotiomycetes; Eurotiales; Aspergillaceae. The coding region runs from base 1 to 915 and encodes 304 amino acids.
AUGGAAGAUGAGGAUGAUGACUGGGGGUGGUGCCAGCCUCUAACCCGUCAACCAACCCGGGCUGAAACCGCAACAGGUCGAUCAAUUGAAGUCAAUACCGAUAUCACUGAGAACUUAGGAGAACCGCAACAGCCCGACUCACCUCAAGCCCCGAUCGAGCUUGAAGAGAACUGGCACUAUGAAGAGCUUCAACGGCAUGGACAAGGGCAAGAUCCGGAAGAUGAAAUACCGCGUGAGCCAUUCUGCGAUUCUCCAAUCAGGACAGCUCUGGAAGCACUGGUCAACAACAACAUUACUCUUGUGGAGUAUGGGGCUCAGGUUCAAUUCAGAUGUGGAUAUGAAGAAGUUCCCGUUGUCGUCGAGUGGGCAGUGCCUGAUGAUCAACUACAGCAUGCGUCGCAAACUCUCCUCGAACACAACUUCCCUCUCCUCCACCACGGUGUGCGCCCCGAGUUUGGAUACUGGGAUACUGGAUGCCGGAGACAUGGCCUUGAUAGCAUAGGCUGGAUGCGUGUCCACCUUCUUCCGCUCUCUUUGGUUGGGCUUACACUUGACGAGACCAUCGACGUCUCUUCCAUGUUCGCCCCUAAGCUUCGUAUCUUGACCCCGCUACCUACCCGAUACAUGCUGUCCCUGAUACGCCAUCUCAAGAAACUUCCCCUUCGUGACAGUAGCCGACUUCGAGUUGAAAAAGACCUGCUAGGGUUCAUCGGUUACUACAUAGUUCGAGAUCCGCCUCCCGAACUGCAACAGAGCGAUGAGCCUCUCCAAAAGAAACUACAAAGAGGGGUUGAAUUGAUGCGAACAUUUGACUGGGGCAAUGUCGACCAAGACGAACUGGCAACAGCUGAACGCCUAGUGCUGGAUUGUCGGCGAGUUUCGAAGUUGACAGAUGUUGUGGAAGACCUCGACUGA